AUGUCGUUCAAGUUUCCGUCCUUAAAACAGUUUAAACAUAUUCGGAGGACAAUGGACGAAUGGCGCCGAUGGGAGGUGGAGCUGAAAGAACUUCCUGCAAAAGCAUCAAGAGCUAGUUCGACAGGCAAUGACGGUCGCCCGGCUGACAAUCGUGCGAGGAGGAACUACGAUGAAUGUCUUUAUCUCGCAUACAAGAAGGGGUUAUCGCUCAUCUUGAAUGGUGAGGAGAUACCCGGGAUCACUGACAGAAACCAUUUAGACGAUCCUCCUUGGAGUUUAAGAUCGUUCAAAUCGCGCAUUGGUGGCCUCGACACUGACGAGGAUCCAGCAGCGCAUGCUAAAACAUCGCCACAACUUCAACCGCCACCCUCACGGCUACUAGAAGAAUCAGAAGCGUCACCCCAACUGCAAAACAAACAAGGCGACAACGACGCUGCUGCUCCAUCCGCCAAAGGUGACACAGUGCGAAAUGACAAAGAUGACGCAUCUCGUAAUACCGAAGAUGAUGCAACUCAUGAUACCGACGGUGAUGCAGCUCGUAUUGGUGUUCGUGAUACCCCACGUAACGCCGGUAUUGAUGUCACUCGUGAGUUUACUCGUGAUGUCGACGGUGACGCAGCUCGUAUUGAUUUUCGUGAUACCGCACGUAACGCCGGUAUUGAUGCCACUCGUGAGCUUACUCAUACUGCUCGACGAGUCAAACGUGAUGCCAACGGUGACUCCGGUCGUAGUACGGCAAUUACCGAACGGGGUGUUGAAGUAACGAACGACUACAACGCUACUGCUCCAUCCGCCAAAGGUGACACAGCGCGUAAUACCAAAGAUGACGCAUCUCGUAAUACCGAAGAUGAUGCAACCCAUGAUACCGACGGUGAUGCAGCUCGUAUUGGUGUUCGUGAUACCCCACAUAGCGCCGGUAUUGAUGCCACUCGUGAGCUUACUUGUGAUGCCGACGGUGACGCAGCUCUUAGUACGGCAAUUACCGAACGGGGUGUUGAAGUAUUUAACGACUACGACGCUGCUGCUCCAUCCGCCAAAGGUGACACAGCGCGAAAUGACAAAGAUGAAGCAUCUCGUAAUACCGAAGAUGAUGCAACUCGUGAUGCCGACGGUGACGCAGCUCGUAUUGAUUUUCGUGAUACCGCACAAAACGACGGUAUUGAUUCCACUCGUGAGCUUACUCGUGAUGCCGACGAUGAUUCUUCUCGCGACACUGCUCGUAGGAUGCCAAAGCUGCCGUCGCUUGAGAUACUGCUCGACGAGUCAAACGUGAUUCCAACGGUGACGCCGCCGGUCGUAGUACGGCAAGUGAUACCGAACGGGGUAAUGCCGAAGGUAACUCCGCUUAUGAUUAUACUUGUGGUGCUGGAUGUGACGCCGAAGACGAUGCUGAAGUUGACGUCUAAGGUACUGCCGCUUGUGAUAUUAUUCUUCAUACUGCUCGUGAUACUUCUCGUGAUGCCGGAUGUGGCGCUGAAGCCAGAGCAAGAGACUAAAGAUGUUGCAGAGAAAAAGGCAGGAGCCCAAUUGCUAAAGCGACAAAUGCAAAAGGAGCAAAAGCAGUCGAAUCGGCGGGUGAAUGAAGAAGCGACAAUCAAGUCAUCAAUGGGCAAAGCAUCGAUUAUUGAAGCAGCGGUGAUCGACGCAGGCAGCAAAUAA
Messenger RNA from Peronospora farinosa, 1659 nucleotides. The record is from the annotation of a GenBank genome assembly. NCBI's taxonomy places the organism in Eukaryota, Oomycota, Peronosporomycetes, Peronosporales, Peronosporaceae.